CGGAAGUUGAUGUUGCUGUUGAGUCACCCCGUAACCGCUGCUGGUAACAGGGUGAGAUGGGCGCCUGCGGCUCCGAAUAGCGAACAGCAGCGAGCGGAGAGAAUAAGCGCGAGUCGGGCCGCUGCAGCUCCUAAACCCGGUCGGUCAGCGCGGUGUGAGAAAGAGACGGGCUGCGGGCAGGAUGAUGGAGGAAAUCGACAGGUUUCAGGUGCCGGCGGGGAACUCGGAGACGCAGCCGCUGCAGGACCCAGCAGCGACGUCCACAUCGGAGCCUGACGCAGACACGAGAGAGGCCGAGACCACGGCUAUCAACUACAAACCCUCCCCACUGCAAGUAAAGAUUGAGAAACAGAGAGAGCUGGCCAGGAAGGGCUCAGCGAAGAACGGAACGGUGGGAAGCCCCGUCAAUCAGCAACCCAAGAAAAACAAUGUAAUGGCCAGAACACGGUUGGUUGUUCCUAAUAAAGGCUACUCAUCUUUAGACCAGAGUCCUGACGAGAAGCCCCUGGUAGCACUGGAUACAGACAGUGACGACGACUUCGACAUGUCCAGAUACUCUUCAUCAGGAUACUCCUCAGCCGAGGUGAGAUCUCUCAGGGACCAGCAAAUCAACCAAGACUUAAACAUCCAGCUGCUGAAGGACGGGUACCGCCUGGAUGAAAUCCCUGACGAUGAGGACCUAGACCUCAUUCCCCCCAAAUCAGUCAACCCCACCUGCAUGUGCUGCCAAGCCUCCUCCUCUACAGCCUGUCAGAUCCAGUAGCCCUGUAUACACCCCCCUCCCAACCCUUUCCCAUUAACCCCCCUUCCCCCUGCCUUCUUUUCCAGAACCCCCCACCCACCCACCCUCCCUCCUCUGUACCGUGAGUACAGUGCUACACUUUUAACCCCCCCGAUAGAAUAACUACUAAAGAAUUUAAACUCGUGAGAAUGGUUAUAUUAAAACUAAUAUAUAGGAGAAAAUAUCUGAAGGAAAUGCACAAAAAGUACAGUAAAAGUAAAUGGUUCCUCCUAUGGUAGGACGUGAGAGUCUUUAUAUCACCACCAGAGGUUGCUAGGCUUAGGUGUGCAUAUGUAUAGAGUGUUGUGAGAUGAAAAAUGAAAAGAAAAAAACAAGUGCACAGUUUAAAAAAACUAAAAAUUAAAAGCAGAAACUAGCUAUGAUAAAUUUGAGAAACAUUUCACAUGAACAGUUCUUCAGUGUUUUACUCUAAAAGCUCCGCUCAUUAAUUCGGUUUCAACUUAUUGUUUUUAUUUUAGUGUACUAUGGUGCUUUUCUACUCCACGGUACCUACUCUACUCAACUCUACUUUACUAUACUCGCAUUUUUGAUAUUUCCUAGUGUUUAGUUAGAUGUUAAUACCACGACUUCCCCCGAAAUAUAACUUCUCUAGUGCCUGAUGAGCACCAGAUGCUAAGAAGAGAGCAGCAGAUGAUGUGUGGUAAGCACCAGAUUCCACAUAGUAAGCACUACCUUCUGUGUGGUGAGCACCAAAAGCUAUGUGGUGAGCAACAGAUACUAUGUAGUGAGAACCACACGGUAAAUGGUGAGCACCAGAUGCUAUGUGGUAAGCACCAUAUACUAAGAAACAAAUACUGUGUGGUAAGCAUCACACACGUUUUGGUGAGCACAAGGAACUAGGAGGUGAGCACCAAAUACUGUGUGGUGAGCACCAGAUAGUAUGUAGUGAGCUUCACAUUCUAAGUAUUGUAAACUCAGUGGGGAGCAGCACAUAAUAUAUGGUAAGCACGAGAUACUAUGUGGUGAGCUCUGCAUACUAAGCACCACAUACUUAGUGGUGAGCACCAUACACUAAGUGGUUAGUACCAUAUGCUGUGUGGUGAGCAACAUAUACUGUGUAGUGAGCACCAUACACUAAAUGGUGAGCACCAUAUACUUAAGUUGUGAACAACAGAUACUAUGUAGUAAACACCAUAUGCUAAAUGGUAAGCACCAUACACUAAGUGGUCAGCACCAUAUGCUGUGUGGUGAGCAACAGAUACUGUGUAGUGAGCACCAUACGCUAAGUGGUGAGCACCCUACGCUAAGUGGCGAGCACCAUACGCUAAGUGGCGAGCACCAUACGCUAAGUGGCGAGCACCAUACGCUAAGUGGCGAGCACAAUACGCUAAGUGGUGAGCACCCUACGCUAUGUGAGCAACAGAUACUGUGCAGUGAGCACCAUGCGCUGAGUAGGGAGCACCACACACUAAAUGGUAAGCACCAUACGCUAAGUGGUGAGCACCAUACGCUAAGUGGUGAGCACCAUACACUAAGUGGUCAUCACCAUAUACUGUGUGGUCAGCAACAGAUACUGUGUAGUGAGCACCUCAUGUUGUGUAGUGAGCAACAGAUACUGUGUGGUGAGCCCCAUACGCUAAGUGGUGAGCACCAUACGCUAAGUGGUGAGCACAAUUUGCUAAGUGGUAAGCACCCUAAGCUAUGUGAGCAACAGAUACUGUGCAGUGAGCACCAUGCGCUGAGUAGGGAGCACCACACACUAAAUGGUAAGCACCAUACGCUAAGUGGUGAGCACCAUACGCUAAGUGGUGAGCCAUAUACUGUGUGGUGAGCACCAUACACUAAGUGGUCAUCAGCAUAUGCUGUGUGGUCAGCAACAGAUAUUGUGUAGUGAGCACCGUACGCUAAAUCGUGAGCUCCAUAUUCUAAGUGGUGAGCACCAUGCACUAAGCAGUGAGCACCACAAAACAUUAGUAUCUUGUGAGCACCACUUUGUUUUUACCUGAAAAAAACACCCAUGUCCUAUCUUCAGGGGCUUCAUAUGUUCUAAGUUUGCAUGAUGGAAAACCAAAAAAAAAAAAAGUCUAGUAGAGUUGAGCUGAGUAUUGUAGGCACCAUGUAGUGUAAAGCGGCUAUAGUGCACAGAGUUGCUCAGCUAGGCCUGAACAAAGGGAAAGUUUGAAUUGUAUUAAAUGGGAAAGGGAACUGCCCUCUUUAUGUGGCUAAUGGGAAUUCUGGUCAAAUUCUUAAACUAUUUCAUAUCAAACCAGUUAAAAUAUGAAUGGUAUUAUCAGUGUAAUGUAGCUGAUCAUCAGUUUUUGGUAUCUGGUCUGAGACAUUUUUGACUGUUUGCCAUUGAUUAAAUGGCAGAGCUUGAAAUGAUCCUUUUAAGAACGGAAAGGUAAUAAAUAUAAUAAGGGAUUAUUAAUCAUUUUUAAUUGACUGAGGAUGACUGGGAUCUGAUAUGACUGACAGCUUUUAGUUUUUUAUUUUUCUUUUUUUUUUGUAAUUAUUUUUAUCUGCUGCUUCUGUGGUUUCUUACAUAAAUAUCAGUUUACUACGAGUUUUGACGUGAAAUUAAGGCAGCGUUAACAGAUCGCCUGUCUCUAACUCCCACUACACUUUUGACUGUUUGUCUGCUAUGAUGAUAAUUAUCAAACUAUGAUGAGUUGGAUUUUCAUGUCUCUGUUAGGAGGCAUUAAUAACACUAUGCUCACUGUGUUUUAUUGUGCGACAUGUCAUAUAAUCGACAUAGCUGCUGACGCCAUACAUAUCGUAUAUUUAUCUUUCUGUGGAAUGACUAAACUGUUGUUGGUUCCUGUUUGACUUUUUUAAAUUUGUGCCAAAAGCAAAUUAUAGUAGGAACCCAUAAUAUUAAUAUGUGGUGGUAGUUAUUAGUGAUGCCACUAUAAUAUAUGUUCACUGCUUUAGUGCUGCUCUAUAUACAACCAGACCUGUACUGAAAAAAGGGCUAAAGAAAAGUGCAAGGUUUAUCAGAUAUGUAUGAUCCAUGAUUUGCAAAAUGCUGCAGCAUUGCAUAAAGUUACCUCAUGCUGCAGUUCCUCAUACAACCAGUAGGUGGCAAUACCUUACUUAUGUCAGCAGAAAUUAAAAUGCCCCUAUUAAAGCCAGUGUAGAAAUCUACUCUGAGCACUGAUGAAAAUGUCUGUUUAUUUUUACCUUAUCUGACUUGAGUUCACAUAUUUGGAGAAUAUGUAGAAGUAGAGUGAAGACGUUAAAACCCACUAACUGGAUACCCCUCUCAAGGGUACAUUAGUCAUCCUAAUACAGUAAGUAAAAGCGCACAGCAAAGAGGAAACAUCAACGGCACUGUGCUAAAAUCCUACUGAAAGACAGUUGUUGUUGGCCCCAAAACCACAAAUCGUUCCAACUCAAGCAUUUAUUAAUCUGAUUGUGGCCAAAGACAAGUAAAGAGUUUCAAUCUCAAUAGACUGUGAUCUGGACUAUAACAGUGUGAACUGAAAGAUAUGCCUGUUAAACAGUAUUAUUCAUUUUUCUCUAGUUUUAAACUCCUUAAAAAUAAAAAAUAAAAGUUCCUGCUGCCGCUUACUCUCCACAAAAAUGAUUUUAGAUUUUUCUACAUAUGAUGUAUAUGAUGUCCCGCUUCUGUGCAUGAAGCUUAAAUAUAUCUCCACAUUGCUAGGAGCUAUGACGAGACCUGUAAGUCCUGUAAUGCAGACCUCUGCUUCAGAAUAAUCAUUAUUUUAUUCUAUAUUCCACCCACUGCCACAUUUCUCUUUCUGCUGCCAUUGCUUAUUAGAUAGAAUGUCUCUUCUUAACUUAUUAAUAAUUGACACUAGUUAAGACAUGACUAGUCAUUACAAAAAUGAAAUCUCUCAUUUCAUUAUUAAGUAACAGUAUUUUUUUACAUUUUGUCUAGCAUUAACAUUUUGUCAUCUUUAAUAACGUCUUAACUAGGGCUGCGCGAUACAUCGUUUAAGCAUCGCCUUCGCGAUGUGCGCAUGUAAAAUAGUCCCAUCGCAGGACGUAAAUUGAAACACUUCAUGUUGCAAUGUUUUGAUUCUCGACACAAGAAGUAGAUACACAGCGCUGUCUCUGUGUCUGUGUGAGUGACAGGCUGCUGCUGCCUGAGAAGCAUGAGGGGGAGGGGGAGCGCAUGGCCUCCAUCCACAUGGUUGGGCAUGUGCUUGUAAAUGUGAGCACGUGUGGAAAGAUGUGCACCUCAGUCCAGCACAGUUUUGCAGUGCAGAUAUUUCCAGUUACAGCUGAAUUCACACUUUUAAUUCCAGAAAAACGCUCAGUAAAAACCCAUUUAAAUGCCUGACUAAAGAGCUAAUUACUGUUUUUUUUUUUGCUGGUUUUGAGUGCUCAGCACUGACUAAGCUCUUGCUCGGUCUGGGUGGUAGACACUGUGCGGGUGGGGUGGGGCUGGUGACGCCAUGGGCCCAGCAUUGUAAUUUGUUUUGCAUUUGCAAUGUAUUUUUUUUUUCAGCAUCGUGCAGCCCUAGUCUUAACUAGUUUCAAUUGAUAAUUAGUUGAGACAUCACUUAACCAUUUACUGCCAUAAGGACUGUUAAUUGAUGUACCCUUAUUGUAAAAUGUUACCCAAAUUUUUUAAUUUUUAUUUAUUUAUUUAUUUUUUAAGAAAAGUGUACACUACUAUAGACGAAUGUACAAAGUGAAGUUGUAUGUAAGCACACUAACUAGGGGUAAGAAUCACAGGGCAUCUGAUGAAACGAAAUUAUCACGAUACUGUCAAUCUGUGAUAGUCGAUAAAUAUCUCAAGAAAAAUAUCGCUAUGAUACUUCACAACAUCUUUGUUACUGGCGAUAAAAUACCAGGAAAGAUGGAUUUAUUUGUCAGUUUCACAGAAUAUAAUAAUCAAUAUUCUUCACCAAAGGUUUACCCUAUUCAUUUGAUUAGCGCCACCAUGUGGAGUAAUGAAGCAGUAACUUUAGUAUAGUUAGUAUAGUUAUGAGUCAAAUUGGGGAUCAAGUCUUAGAGGGUUAAGAGUGACUGUAGCCCUAUCCGGUUGGGAUUAGUUUCUUAGGGGGUUCUGGGGUAAUUUUCUCUUUUAUGGGGGGUCCUCUGUGAUUUUAUUACUAUCCAGAACGACCACGUAUGUGUUUUUCUCAGACAUCCUUUGAGAAAAUUACAGGCUGAAUUAUCUACUGUUUUUUGCUAACCUUCAUGGUCCUCCAGUAAUUUUAUUCAUCUCCUCGUGUUUAAUAAAAUAGCUAUUGGUCCACUGCCAUGCACAGUAAUUACACUUUGGGCGUGCUAUUUCCAUGGAGAUCCACGUAAUCACAACAGCAAGUGGAAAUGGAGGAGCUACUGAACUCAAUGUCUCUAACAAGUAAACCUAAAAACUCAUUGGUCCUCCUGUUUUUUUUUUCUUCUUCAAUUGCAGUCCAGAUGCAAGAGUUUUAUCACUGAGUAGUAAAAGUGUGUAAUAUUUUUCACGGACGUCCCCCUGAGAAACUUAUCCUGUCUGGAUAGGGCCUAUGUUUCUAGAAAAAUAUCAAUAUUAGACCCCACAUAUCGAUAAUGUGUAGCAAACGAGAAUAUAUAGUAUAGUAUACUAUAAAGUAUACAAUAUAUCGCAAAAUCAAUAUUUCAUCCCACCCCUAGUACUAACCAGUUCUAUUUUCCUUUUUUUUAUUUUCUUUUUUAUUAUUACUUUUUGUACUGUUAAACUACAGUACUAAUGGCGUCAAGCAGAGUGUAUGAGAGCUGCAGAGAGUUUUACAGAUAAAACCUUCGAGGUCUGACUGUGCUGUGUUUUGUCUGAUCGUAGAGGGGCUUAAAAGGGGCUUAUAAGCGCAGUGUUAUCUCUGGUGUGUCUUAUGUAGGAUCCCCUCUGGCCAAAGCCCAAGACUGUCAGUUCAGCAGGUUUGCAUGGUUUACUCAAUGACUGUACACAGCAUUCACACUGUGGUUCCAUUAUUCUACAUUCGGUACAACUUUAAAAUAAGACUACCUUUAUAAAGGGUUAUAAAUGGUUUACAAUUAGUUUAUUAAUGGUUACUAAUUAGGAUGUAAAUGCCUUAAAAGCAUUAAUAAUCAGUUAUAACACAUUUGUAGAAAGGGCAACAAUGACCUGUUGUUUGCCAAAUAGUGAAGCCUCAGCCGUCUAUUGUGUCAUAACUGAUUAUUAAUUAUUUUUAGGCAUUUACAUCCUAAUUAGUAACCAUUAAUAAACUAAUUGUAAACCAUUUAUAAACCCUUUAUAAAGGUAGUCUUAUUUUAAAGUGGUGCCCUACAAUCUAUAGAAAUAAAGCCAAAACAUAUAUGCCAUUAUGUUGUUAUGCCAUGAUGAUGCCACCAAGAACAAGGCUACGUUCACAUUACCAGGCUAAAGUGAUUCAAAUCAGAUUUUUUGCUCAAUGUGGCUCAGACCUGAUUUUUUCAUGACUGUGUGAACGUGUCAAAUCAGUUUUUUUUUUUUUUCAAAUCAGAUUUGAGUCACUUUCAUAUGUAGUCCUAAAUCAGAUACGUAUUCAAUCCAUGGACAUGUGACAUGAAUGUGAACGAUAGAAUCAGAAUUGAUGCAUCUUUUUGGUUUCACACUUUUACGCAUUAGCAUUAGUGCUACGUGCUUCUCUCUCGUACCCACACAUCUUUUCGUGCAUCUGUGCAUCUAUAGCUGCAAAAAAAAAAAAAAAAAAACAGCAAAAGCAAACCGCCUGGCCUUUUUUCACCUCCUCGACCUGAGCAUAAACUUCAGACCAGCUGUUUACUGUUUCUCCACUCCAGCAAAAGAUGCUCCACAUAUGAGCUGCUAACAAACUCAUCCAUCCAAAGCUACGAGUCUCUCGUCUCUCUAAUAUAAGGCUUUUUGUUGUUGGUAAAGAAGGUGACGUUUAUACAUGUGUCAAUGUGCAGCAUGUAAGACGUUUCAGGGACAGAUUCGUUCACAUCACACACAGAUACAGAUCUCUUACAUUUAUGAAUGUGAACCAUCAAGAUCUGAGCAAAAAAUCGGAUUUGAGCAAUGUGAACUAGUUCAAGUUCAGUUCAUACAUGCUCAAAGUGAACAGUUCACGUUCAAAGUUCACAAUUUUAAUUCUGAACUAGUUCAAAGUUCAGUUCAUUUUACUUUUUUCGGGAGAUAUUCAAAUAAAUACUUUUUUUCACACUACAAGCUAGAAAUCACCAAAAGUUCUUUAAACUGCUCAUUGUAGAUAUUUGCUCAUGACACUGCAAUUGUGGGUUUCAUACCAGGUGAUGAAAAUGUUCAUAAUGAGAAUCAGUGUCUGUCUCCAUGCAUCACUUCCACUAGCCAUUUUUUUUUAUUGCUGCGCUUUCUCUCACUCCCAACACUGGUCUCUCUCUCUCUCUCUCUCUCUCUCUCUCUCUCUCUCUCUCUCUCUCUCUCUCUCUCUCUCUCUAUAUAUAUAUAUAUAUAUAUAUAUAUAUAUAUAUAUCUCCCUCGCACUCCACGCUCACUCUCUCUCUCGCGCUCCAUGCUCUCUUCCUCUCUCUCUCUCGCACUCGCUCUCCACGCUCACUCUCUCUCUCUCUCUUGCCCUUGUGCUCCGCUCUCUCUCUCUCGCCCUCGCUCUCCACGCUCACUCUCUCUCUCUCUCGCCCUUGCGCUCCGCGCUCUCUCUCUCUUUCUCUCUCUCUCUCUCUCUCUCGCCCUCGUGCUCCGCGCUCUCUAGCCAUUGUUUAUUUACAGUGAUGUCUGCUGUUCAUAACACAUAAUGUGCACUAAUUCAUGUUCAAGUUCUUUAUUUUAAGAUGUGUUGCGUUCAGUUCAACGUUCACAAAAAAAAAUGAGCGCGUUCUUUUGAACUUGUUCACGCACAACACUGGUAGCUUGUAAUGUGAACGUAGCCCAGGAGUCUCAGGCAGCCUUCAUUGAGUUUACAUUUCAGCCUAAAGGACUAGGAACUGUUUGCCAAUUUUUGCAAUUUUCUGAAUAAUCAGUAUGUCCAGCACUAAAACAAGAUCAGUUCAUAUAUUUCAAUAUUAUUUAUUUUACUUCAAUUAUGGAUGUACAGAAUGUAUUAUUAGUAUAAUGACAAGUUGAAUGAAAUCUGAUAAAUCCCUGUAUUUAAUCACAGUGAUAUCACAGAACAGCAAAACAGCCAAACCUUAAAACAUUGCAAUGUCAGUUUUUUCCCCCCAAUAUCGUGCAGCCAUAGUACAAGUUUACUCCUACAGUUUCCAUGCAGCAAUGUUGUUUAUUUUUUUCAAUUUUGUUUUUUGUUUUUGUAUUAUUAAUAUUAUUGUAAUGUUUUCCAUCUUUUUUCUUUAAGCAUUAACAAGCUAAGAACUAAAAACUUGUUCUCAAGCAGAUUAAAUGAGCAAUUUAGGCUAUUUAACAUUGUAACUGGAGACACAACACACACAGGCACACACACUCUCUCUCUCUCUCACAACAAUACAGCUACAAUUUUUGUGUAUGAUUAUUGUUUUUGCCAUUUUUUAAAAUCUUUUCUGUAUUCAUUUGUUAAUAAACUACGUAGCAAUGCUGAGAUAUAUAUAUAUACAAUGAAUGUCAAAUGUUUAAAGCUCCCUCUUACACCUUUUCUCUCAUUCAGCCAAUUUAAAGGGAUUAUCUGAAGGGAUUUUACUAUUUUAUUGUAUUUUUUUUUUUAGCACUGACAGAGCAUGAAAAAAAUCCUAAACCUGAAUAUUUGAUCCGUUAGAUCGACCGCCCUCUGCUUUCCAUGGUUUUCCUGCUUUUGAGUGUUGAGAUUUUAAUUGUUCUGAUUUUUUUUUUUAAAUGUGAGCCGUUAACCAUUUUCUCCUCCUCUUCUCCCGGUCUGCUGUGUUAGAGUAUGCCUUAAGUCAAGCUCUGUAGUACAACAACAUCUUAUUAUUUAUUGUAGUGGGUUGUUUAUUAUAAUUUAUUUCAACAGAUUGGAAAAUAUGUGUUUUUUUUAACAUAGAAAUACGUUUCAUUUCCUUUUUUUUUUUUUUUUUCCUCUUUUAGAUUUUUUGUUUAUUAUUUCACUGAUAAAUAUCAUGAUUGUAAAGAUGUGAACAGUUUCCAUACCAGUAUUUAACAAUGUUACUGUUGUUGUGUAGCAUAUCAAUAAAUACAUCUGGCACAUA
Molecule: messenger RNA, 9790 nt
Organism: Astyanax mexicanus (Mexican tetra)
Lineage: Eukaryota; Metazoa; Chordata; Actinopteri; Characiformes; Acestrorhamphidae
Gene: fam219aa
Product: family with sequence similarity 219 member Aa
Exons: 6
Coding region: 182-763 (193 amino acids)
Source: RefSeq, a predicted model, not a curated record